Nomia melanderi (Alkali bee) is the source of this 1783-nucleotide messenger RNA. RefSeq names its product CLIP domain-containing serine protease HP8-like. The record is from RefSeq and is a predicted model, not a curated record. Gene Ontology annotation, biological process: proteolysis. NCBI's taxonomy places the organism in Eukaryota, Metazoa, Arthropoda, Insecta, Hymenoptera, Halictidae. Gene Ontology annotation, molecular function: serine-type endopeptidase activity.
ACGCUGCGAAAACGGCACGUCGUACGGUUUAAAUUGGCCACCGCCGAAAUGGCGAGACACGCGUAGAACCGGAGAACACUCGUAGGUGGGCAGACCGCAGAGGAUCCCGCGAAUUGUGCGAAAUAUCAAAGAUCAAUUAGGAAAACGGAACACGUUUAAAUAGUGGGGGAACUCGUUGGCCGUGACUUCGGUCAGCCUAACAUUGCCGCUGUCAGUCGGCGUCUUGGUCUUCCGUGCGACUACCACGAGUUCCGCUGGCGCGUCGAGUUUCCAUAAAUCGGAGCCCCGCUUCGGAACAACCGCGAUCGGCAGGAGUGCGAACAGAUCUAUCCAACAGUCGACACUUGUGACCGUGUCGAGCGAAAUCGAGAAUGGCCAAGUUACUCGUCCUAAGCGCUGUUCUCCAGGCCUUGCUACUCUAUCCUGCCAACGCGCAGAACGCAGGAUCGAGCUGCACGACGCCGAACGGCGCACCUGGCACGUGCAUCGGGAUAAGGCAGUGCGUGCCGCUGUUGAAUAUACUUCAGAUGCGUCCCCUUCCGUCUGAGGCGAUCAACUUCCUGAGGCAGUCGCAGUGCGGCUUCGCGGGAUCGAAUCCUGAGGUCUGCUGCCCAAAUCAAGGGCCGGACGUCAGCACGCCCUCCAGAGGCGACGGGACUCAAGUCCCGGACGGCUCGGGGAACCAGACUCCCACCGGGAACGAGGGCAAUGAGAACGUACAGUACGACCUGUCCAAUAAUCCUUUGCUGCCUGCCGACUGCGGCAAGGAUCUGUCGCAGAGGAUCGUCGGUGGAGACCGCACCGACAUAGACGAGUUCCCGUGGAUGGCGCUCUUGGAGUACUCGAAUCCGACCAGCAGGCGAACAGCCUGCGGCGGAGUGCUGAUCAGCAAGCGUUACGUGCUGACCGCAGCCCACUGCGUCUCGAGCGGCGAUCUGCCGAACAAUUGGCGGCUGGAGAACGUGCGCCUAGGGGAGUACGACACCAGCACGUCGACCGACUGCAUCUGGGACGGAGACGUGAUGACGGUCUGCGCGGACGACCCGAUCACGGUCUCCGUCGAGGAGCAGAUCGCCCACGAGAGCUACCGGCCGCGAUCGAAGGAGCGGAAGUUCGACAUCGCGCUGCUGAGGCUGUCGCGCGACGUCCUGUUCACCGACUACGUGAAGCCGAUCUGCCUGCCGACGACCGCGGAGAUCGGGCCGAAGCUGCACGCCGCCGGCUGGGGCAAAACGGAGAACACGUCGUCCUCGAACAUCAAGCUGAAGGUCUCGCUGCCGCUCAGCGACAGGGAGGCGUGCCAGGUGAACUACGGCAACGCGGGUAUAGUCCUGAGCCCGAAUCAAUUCUGCGCCGGCGGCGAGAGGGGCAAGGACACCUGCCAAGGGGACUCCGGCGGCCCCCUGAUGUACCGGAAGAGGAACCGAAGCGGGAACGCGAAAUGGUCCGUGGUCGGCGUCGUCUCCUUCGGGCCGAGCCCGUGCGGCACGCCCGGCUGGGCCGCCGUUUACACGAAAGUGAUCGACUUCAUGCCCUGGAUACUCAGCAAGAUGAGACCGUAAGGUGCUCGAGGUUAUCUGGGAGUCCGAUAGGUGUUCGUUUGGAUCCGCACGGCGAUACGCUCGCGGAGCGCGGUGUAAGGCAUAUUUGUAAUCUCCGAGGAGCGUCUAAGCAUCCUCCGAGGGGACGAUUGCGCGACUCGUCCGGAAGAGAAUGUUUCUCGCCACUGUAAUCUCGCUUUGUUCGACUUAAACGUCGCAAUAAAUGGAUUAUUCUAUCGUUA